UUGCGGGGGUCUGGCCAUUCAGGGAUAUUUUGCGCCCCUGAAUCGAUAAGUUUUACGGAAUUUUGAACACAUCUUCAUUUCCAUUCCUCAUUGCAAGACAUCCCUCAGUGUCGACACAUUCAGUCAUGAAAACGCGAAUGCAUCUGUUGCUCGCUCUACUCAUCCCAAUCAAUCUCGCGGCUGACCUUCUGAUGCUGCCUGGUCGGACUGACGCGCCUCUUUGUCGACGAGUUCAAAUCGACUUGGCAAAAUUCCUCACAGUGACCAUCGAAUCGUGUGAAGCAGAAUGCAAGGAAAAGUUGAUGUAUACGUACUUUGGAGACAAGCGCUACGCCUCCGCCUUCAAUGCCUUAGUCGCGAAAGCCGUACUGGAUUACAGGUGGUUCCGCUUCACUGAUGUUUGCAUGACUUCGUUCUUCACAUGCAUUUUGAAGAGUGAGGGCAUUGCAGUUGGACCCAAAUGGGUGCUUGGAACUGAAUGUCUUUGCAAAGCAAGUCUUCUCAUUGACAAACUUGAGCCUGCCGAGAAGCCUGGACCGCGCGCUAUCAAGAAGGGCUACAGCUGCGCCUUGAAGGAUGUCAUCUCAAGGUUUGAAACCAAUUCCUGGCAAAUCUACAAUGCAACGGUUCUUGAAGAGCUGUCCUGCGACAUUGAGAAAGACUGUGCGUGCGAUAUGAAAGGGAAGAAGAUCUGCAAGGGAGAUGGUUCAUGGAAUCAGGACUCGGUCGGGCGCUUUGUAGAGGCCUUAUUGAGGCUCUCUCAGUUCUUUCGCGAGUUGUAUCUUUGUGGAAGAAGAGCAGUCACCGGCCAGAUGGCGUCUAGAUCUAGCUGUUGAAUUAACAUUGUCCGUUCCUGAGAGAGCACCUGGGCAAGCAUGAUCCCGAGACGUUUGGGCAAUCAAGUGUGCGAUGCGGCAUGUAGGAAGGCCACUGCAUAUGAAAAAAGGU
Protomyces lactucae-debilis is the source of this 948-nucleotide messenger RNA. RefSeq lists its product as uncharacterized. The coding region runs from base 126 to 836 and encodes 236 amino acids. The transcript has a single exon. NCBI's taxonomy places the organism in Eukaryota, Fungi, Ascomycota, Taphrinomycetes, Taphrinales, Protomycetaceae. The record is from RefSeq and is a predicted model, not a curated record.